Argiope bruennichi is the source of this 3182-nucleotide messenger RNA. RefSeq names its product chitinase-3-like protein 1. Gene Ontology annotation, biological process: carbohydrate metabolic process; chitin catabolic process. Gene Ontology annotation, molecular function: chitin binding; chitinase activity. The record is from RefSeq and is a predicted model, not a curated record. Lineage: Eukaryota; Metazoa; Arthropoda; Arachnida; Araneae; Araneidae. Bases 191 to 1891 code for a protein of 566 amino acids. Gene Ontology annotation, cellular component: extracellular region. The transcript has 9 exons.
GGGCCCCCGACAGGGACCCACUCGAACAGCGGACCUGAACGGUCGCAAAAGAAACGGUUUUUUUUUUUUUUUUCUGAAAAAAAACUUCCGAUCAGGUACAUAAGGAGUCAUCUGCCAUUCUUUUUCUCUUGAAGUGAUCGUCAUUCGAAUAUUGAGGAAUUUUCAUUCAAUUUUAAGAUUAGAUUCGAAAAUGAGUGCAUAUGGCUUAUUAACGAUAUUGCUUUUCACCUUUGUGAAUACUUUAUUUGCAUCUCCCGUUAAAAAUGCAGGAGUUCCAUUAUAUACAGCAGGAAAAGCAAAUUCGCAUAAGUACAAAGUCGUCUGCUACUACGGCAGCUGGGCUGUUUAUAGACCUGGCGAUGGCAAAUUCCCUGUAGAAGAAAUCGAUCCUUUCAUCUGCACUCAUCUAAUCUAUGGUUUCGUCGGUCUUGGUUUCGACAACAGAAUCCGCUGUCUUGAUCCUUAUUACGAUUUGGAAGAGAACUAUGGAAAAGGGGCCUUCAAACGAUUCACGGGUCUCAAGCAGAUUAAUCCAGAACUGAAAACCAUCGUAGCCAUCGGUGGCUGGAAUGAGGGGUCCACUCGAUAUUCCAAUAUGGCGUCGUCUCCCGCCACUAGAAAGAUCUUUGUGGACAGCGUAGUGGAAUUCGUGAAAAAGCAUAAUUUCGAUGGAUUAGAUAUGGAUUGGGAGUACCCAGCCACUAGAGGUGGAAAACCAGAAGAUAAACAAAAUUUUGUUGCUCUUCUGAGGGAAUUGAAAACUGAAUUCCAAAAACAUAAUCUCUUGUUAACUGCUGCGGUAUCAGCUGGAAAACACACCAUCGAUGAAGCUUACGAUAUACCUCAAGUUUCACAAUACUUGGAUUUCAUCAACGUGAUGUGUUAUGAUUACCACGGUGGAUGGGAAAGCUUCACUGGACAUAAUGCUCCUUUGUAUGCUCGACCCGAUGAUAAUAAGGAAAAUCAAAUGCUCAAUCUGAAUUACUCCAUAAACUACUGGAUUUCCAAAGGAGCUCCAAGAGAAAAGCUUAUCUUGGGAAUGGGACUUUAUGGAAGAUCUUUCACUCUUCAGAGAGCCGAAGUCAACGGAUUCAAUGCUUCGGCACCUCAGAAAGGCAGAGCCGGACCUUACACAAGAGAACCUGGAUCACUAGGUUACAAUGAAAUCUGUGAGGCCCAGAAGCAGCAGCAAUGGAACAUUGUCUGGGACGACUAUUAUAUGUCUCCUUAUGCAUACCAAGAUAGACAGUGGGUCGGAUACGACAAUGAAGCCAGUAUCAGGUUGAAAGUGAAUUAUGCUAAAUAUUACCGACUUGGUGGAGGCAUGGUAUGGUCAGUAGAGACAGAUGACUUCAAAGGAAAGUGUGGGCGAAAGUAUGGACUUUUGACAGCCAUUAACGAAGAAUUCGCCAGCCCUUCAGUAGCUCUGCCACUUCCACCCCCAACUCCAGUCACUUCGGUUCCAACCAUCUCCACCUCUGCAGCACCCUUUUCACCUUCAGCUGCACCCUCAACAACAUCUACCACUACCACCACUACAACAACAACCACCACCACACCAAGACCUGUCACUACACCCUCAACGACUACUACAACGACACCUCCUCCUGUGCCAUCAACAUCUAAGUCUCCACAUCAUGAUCCAGUAGAGACACCAACUUUUGUCUGCACCCAGUCUGGAUUGCAGAGGGAUCCAAGAGAUUGCCAGAAGUUCCACUCUUGCGUAUCUGUCCAUGGACCAACUGGAUCAACCUUCCUCCCCUAUGAAUUCUCGUGUCCACCUGGUACAGUCUUCGAUGACAAAAUCCAGGGUUGCAACUCUCCAGCCUUGGUACCAGGCUGUGAGAACUCCACAACGCAGAUGUUUAGCUUUUUCAGACCUAAUUUUUAAGUUGCUUUUGGUCGAUCGAAUAUUCAAACAUCUCUGAUUGACUGAAUGGGUUUUAUUAUGAAAAGUAUUUAUAUUCAUUUUUGGCAACGGAAAAAACAACAAACUUUAAACAUAUCAUUAGAAUAUAUUUAAUACAUUUAAUCGUAUUAAAUAUUCGAUUUUUCAUGCUAAAUGUUAGGAAGAAAUAUGCACUCUAGACACUGAAUAUGUUCUUGAUUUUGAAGAAAUUCGAUUUAAGAAGAUUACUUCUAAGAAAUUGCCAGUUUAAUUUUUAAGGAUUAUCAUGCGCAUAGAAAUAUGUUUUUCGCAAAAUGUAUUUUUUUUUUUUUUUUUUUUUUGCAUGUAAGUAAUUUAAUAUUUAAAAUAAUGGAAUUAAAAAGUAAGGACACAAACCUUGCAUUCGAAACAAACAUUUGAGUAAAAACUCUGCAAGUAAAAUAUUGUUUGAAAUAUAUAGAAGUCAAAAUAUAUUUUUCUAUUCAGAUACGAAUUGAACAUUUUUAUUACUCUUUUUCAUUUUGAUUCAACCCAACAAAUAUUCAGUGUUUAUAGGAUAUGCAAUAUUUAUUCUUUUUAAUUUUGAAUUUCUUUGAAGUACGUAAAUGAAAAAUUUGUUAUUUUAUUUUAAUAACGCUUAUUUGUAUAAAUUCCAUUUUUUUGUUUAGAAUUGUUCAAUGUUUAGAAUAAGUUUCUAAAAAUUCUAAAUUUGUGUAGAAAAAUAUUUAUUUAUUGAAGUAUAUGUAUUUGUUUUGUACUGUUUAUUUAUUUAACGCCUCCAGAAAGAAUUAUUUGUAAAAAAAAAUUGUAAAAUUGUUUAAAAUUGUAAAUAUUGGCAGUAUUUAAAAAUAGCAUGUAAAUAUAACGUUUUAAAAUUUAAAUAUAUUUUUGAGCUGCUUAUUUUGAAAAUGUUAUGAAAAUCAUAAAUGUAUCUUGUAUUGGUAAUAUUGUCCCAUCUUUUUUUCAUUAUUAUUUAUUAUUUCAUUAUUCUUUCAUUUAUAAAUAAAGAUAAUGAAACAUCUCUCGGGAAGAAUUUAAAAAAAAAAUUUCUUCCGGUUUCAAAUUUAAUGUGUUAUUAAUUAUCUUUGUGCUUUUAUGAAUUAUUACUGUUUUUUAUGAUCAUGGGUGGAUAGCCCCCGGUGAAAAAAUGUAAAUAAUAAAUGUAGAAAAAAAUUAUAUUAAAAAUGCACCAAUUAAAGCAUGCAAUUGUGGUUUAGUUGAUUCCUAAAGAAUCUAAUAUUGUACCCUGUAUCUGCUUAUUUUUACAUAUUGUUUUGUAAUAAAAAUAAUUUUC